UGGCGCUUAUUAAUCAGUGCAGAUGGGGUUCUUGUGUGAAUUUUGAACUAUUGAGACGUACGUUAAUAUUACUACGACAGAAUUUGUCAAGACCCGCUUAAAUAGCCAUGGAACCAAAAAAAGUGGAAGAUGAGGCUUUUGUUACUCUAGCUACUGAUGAUAGCUACAGUCUUGGAGCACUUGUCCUUGGCCACUCUCUUCGCAAAGUGCAAACUUCAAGAAGCUUGGUAAUUCUUGUUACAGUCGGUGUGUCAGCAGAUAUGAGGUCUUUGUUAUCUUCUGUUUAUGAUCUUGUUGAAGAAGUUGGUGAAAUUGACAGUAAGGAUGAAGUUAAUUUAACUGUCUUGACUAGACCAGAACUUGGGGUGACUUUCACCAAACUCCAUUGUUGGAGACUCUCUCAGUUCAAGAAAUGUGUCUUCCUGGAUGCUGAUACUUUAGUACUGCAGAACUGUGAUGAGCUUUUCAACAGAGAAGAACUCUCGGCCGUCCCUGAUGUUGGUUGGCCAGACUGUUUUAACUCGGGCGUUUUUGUUUUUAGACCAUCAGAUGAAACAUAUAAAGCAUUGGUACAGUUUGCUGAGGACAAAGGAAGUUUUGAUGGUGGUGACCAAGGUUUGUUGAACUUGUUCUUCCAAGAUUGGGCAACAAAAGACAUUUCUCAACAUCUUUCUUUUCUCUACAACAUGAAUUCUAAUGCUAGUUACACGUACCUACCUGCUUUUCAACAGUUUGGUAAGGAUGUUAAAAUUGUCCAUUUUCUCGGAGAACUAAAGCCUUGGAAGUAUAUAGUUAGUGAAGGAAAACUUAUGAAACCAAGUGAAAGCCAACAUUCAGAAGAUCAUCUUCAGUAUUGGUGGGAUCUUUACAUGUCCCAUGUGGAACCUCAUCUUCAAUUUUAUCAAGAUGCACCCUAUCAUGAACUUGCUAAGGUAAGACUCGAGUCUCCUGAGCCAGUAGAAACAAGUGUCUCUCAAGAUCAACCAGUAGCUCCUGGGUUCAUUUCUCGACAGGAGGCAUGGGAAAAAGGCGAGAUAGAUUACUUGGGUGUUGAUUCCUUUGAAAAUAUUCGUCGAAAACUGGACAGUAAAAUCAAUGGCACAACAGAAUGACUAAAGUAGUAAGCUUUCAUAUACUGAAGUGAAAUGGUGACAUUUGAAAAGAAUGUGCCAUCAUCUUGAUGGAGAAUUGGGUGCUUUGAAAUUGUUUAUUAGCACUGUCCUGAGGCAUCUGACUGAAUCAUUAACAAUAGAUACAUUAAUAUUCUGAUAAUAUUAAUGUUUGAGAAAACUGUUUUAAUAUAACCAUUUAGUGGUAUUAAUGCUAACUAUGUUUUACAUCUUUAAAUUUUGCUUUCCCUCCUAUGAUUGAUGAGACUAUGAUUUUGAAAAUGAACAAAGACAUUGAGAAUAUAAAGAUUCUUGUUAAAGCUUCAAAGGAAGCUAGUUAGACUUAAUGUGUACUUCAGUCUUAGAAUAUAAUUGUAUUUCUGUAAAAAUUAUAAAUUAUAUUUGUAACAGAAUUUCAUGUUUAAGUCUUGGAGUUAGAACAAAGCCUGUUUAAAUGCAGCAUUGUUAGCUAAGUACAAUUAACAAGUGUUAUAUCUAGUGCAGUUACAACUUGAUUUGUUAGUAUUACUGAAAUGAGCACAUUACUCUCUUGUGUAAUGUUCUUUAAGUAGAACUUUCCACUACAUCCAACUUCCAUUGCCCAUACGACAUAAUAAAACCUUCUGUCCAACCACUUGAGCACAAGCUACCUUGAUGUUUAGUUUGUAGAUACCCUAGUACCAUGCAAGAUUUUUAUGUGGUGUUUUUGUUUCGUAUCAUUAACAGAUUUGGUAUCUAAUGAACACUGAUAUUAAAAUGCCUGCAAAACUACAAAUAUUAAUAUCAAAAUUAUAUGAACUUAAUCUCAAAAGCCAUUCUCCUGGGUACGAUAUGAAGUUAUUAUGACAAAUUGAUAAAAAAACAACUUUGUAGCUACAUUUUUCAGUAUAAAAGCAUGUCAUUGCUUUUCAAUGUGGCGGUUAACAACUUUGGAGUUAUAUUUUUCAAUAGAGAUCUUCUGAAAUGAUAAGCUGUAUGAAGUCCACAAUAGUUGUUAAUUAGAUUAACUAACUUCUGAUAUGAACCAUAUGCUUAAUUUCAAUAAUCUGCUAAAGCAGUACAGAAUAGAUUUUUGUCUUAUAUUUAUAUAUACACGUUUUUUGUUAGUUAUUAACUUUUUUUUUCAAGAAUUAAUCAUCAUUUCAUAGAUAAACCACUAAGUUUUUGUAGUAUGCUAUGGGAACACCAAGCAAUCUUUUCAUAUGGUUUCUGACUUCAUAACUCCUGUGUCAGAUUUUACUAUUCCAUAAGAAUAAUUGAGAAGUACCUGGUAAUUAUGAUCUUACUUUCUUAUGGUGACAAGAUUUAUCCUCUUCCUUGAUCCAUUCUAAAUUAAAUCUAAAAAAAAUCUGUCAGUGAAAUUCAUGUAUCAUUGUUUUGUUCAAAUUUUUUCUUAUUUUUUGGUAUCCAGUUACUGGUUUCUAAUUUUCUAUUUUCAUUGAAACUCACUUGAAGAGCUAGUAUACAUCAUAUAGCUUUCUAUUCUACCCUGUGGGUGAGAAAUGUUUGGACUUACAAUGUUACAUUUCAAGGUUUGAUUCUCUUAAGUAGACGGAGUGGAGAUAGCUCCUUAUGUAGCUUUGCACUAAAACAACAAAUCCUAUUCCACAAAGAUAAAAGGCAAAACUUGAUAUUUUAUAAAUUACAGACCUAGUGAUAAGAAUUUCCAGAGUUUUUUAAUGUUUUGUUUAUCAACACUUGUACCACUUUUUUUUUAACUGAUGUAGAUUAGAAAAAGGGGCCAUAUUGGAAAGCAAUAUUGUUUUAAAAAAUAUUGUAUUGACUUAGGAAUAAAAUAUUAAGUCUUUAUGGCUACUUUUAAUGAUUCAAGGAAUGUUGACUUACAUUGCCUCAAGAAGUAUGUUAGGGAAUUUAUUUUGUAUAACUACAUUCAGUGAGCACAUACAUCUGACUUUCAUUUAUAUAGUAUUUGAACUUAAUUGCCCCCAUUGAAUAUUUUUUGUGACUCUUUUGCUUAAAACCUAUUGACUGGAAGACUAAGCAGUUGAGCUGUAAAAUAAAAUAAAGUUAAGAGUAACUUGUAUCAUUUCGAAGAGAGAGAAUAUUUUGUGUUAAAAUCACUAAACAAUUUUUUUAUUUAGGGUGGUGCGAUAGGUUAUAGUUUCAGCUUCAAAGUUGUGGUCCUGUUGACUAGCUGUUUUCCCUCUAACGAGUCAGUUCAAAAUUAGGGACUGGUAGCACAGAUAGCCUACGUGUAGCUUUGUGUGAAUAUUUGUGAAGUAAAUUUGCAUCAGAAUCUUGCAAAGUAUGAUACAAUCAUAAUAUUUGGCCCACUCUAGGUUCUUAAGCCUAGAGUGAAAAAUGAUAUGGACCCAAGCUUACUGAACCUCCAUUCGACUGUAUAAUGUAAUAAUCCAUAAUGGUUAGUUAAUAAUAUUCUGUUUGGAUUCCAUUGCUUUAAAAUAGCAAAUAAGUAAUUAAUUAAAUUAGAAUUUAGUAGAAAAUAAUAAUUUCAUGAAAGAGUGCCUGUUUCAUUGAUUCUAAGAUAAAUCUCCAAAUGUUGUUGAAUAUCAAAUGUACUAGGUCCACCAACAUGAGAUGUGUGGCAUUUUAAAGUGACAUCUUGGGAAAAACCCAAUGCGAGUUAGAUAUAAAAUUUUUAUUGUACAAACACUACCAGCUUAGAUAUAUUACACUGUGGGCAUCCAAUAUUGCUAUUCUGGUGAACAAUCAGUAUUGUCUUUGCAGUGUUGCUCACAGCUAUUGCACAUGGGUAUAUAUUACACAAAGACCCAUCUUUGGGAGAAUAUCAACUAUGUCUCUUUUUUCCAAGUUUUGACAUGCAACAUGAAGCCAAAGAAAAGAGGCAAAAUGGUUUGAAGGCCAUGCUGAUUUAUUUCCUUAGAUAUGCCUUUUUCUUGAGUCUUUAAUGCUGUUAAGAUGAGUAAGUUGCAUGUUCAACAUAUCAGCAGUCUUGAUAUUUUUUUCCGGUGCAUUGAUUUUCAAUGUAAGGCCCCUCAAGUAACAUCCAAAUAAGAACUAGCAGAGACUUUGGAAUGGAAACUUUUCAACAACAGAGUGGAAGAUCCAUUAAACCUUGGAAAAUCACCAAACAAAUUCUUACAAAUCACUGCUGCAACUCAUGAAUAUCCCUCAAAAGUCAAGAAACGAGCAUCAGAGAUAGCCUCUCCAGGAGUGUCCUUUAACAAUAUCUAUAUAUCUACCUUUCUUGAGACAUUGUAAGUCUCAUAUGUAAGCAUGUAGUUUCUUCAGUAUUGUUGAGUGAACCUUUGGUGAGGAACCAUGCAUACCAAGAUAAGACAUUUAUUUAAUGAAUGGGUUCAAAAAGUUAGUAAUUUUAUAACUUUUGAAGAGUCUCUGAAUGGAUAUUAUAGUUCUUUUAUGUAAUUGAUUAUCUUAACCUUACUCCAUGUUCUGCUGUCUCAUAGCUUUUUGUUAAUGGUUAUCGAGACAAGAUAGGCAUACUUUAUGGCAUUUCACCUCAUUUGCAACCAUAUACUCUCCUCUUAGUUUAGCCAUGAGAUUCUAUUAUCAUGCUCUAUAGCAGCAACAGAUAAAUGGUAAUUAAGUCCUAAUGUUCAUGCACAGAUGUGGUUGUAUUCAUUAUUGUUUGUGUUGCAGAAAAGUCAGACUUCUUUACCUUCCUCUACAUUAAAUGAUGACAUUAUACCCAUUGCUUGUCCUGAAGUACUUAAUAUAUCUGGAACAAAAUCUUUUUAUAUGUUUGUUCACUUUGGAUUUAUUCUUAUGCCUUCUAAUACCUUGCACAGUUCUGUAAAAAUGUCAUCCUCAAUUUGCUGCCACCAUGCAAGUGGCCCAUUCGAAUGUUGUCAGCAGAUGUGGCAAUCUCUUCAAUUAUUUUCGCAAGUCCUGUGACAAUGUAUAUUUGCCUGCCCAUUUGUUAGGUCUAGAGUAAGAAAGUAAAUACUUAAUUGUGUGGUAUAUAGAACAACUUCUGAGUCAACUUUAGUAUGAAAUUGGCCAUAUUGAAUAAAACAGCCAAAUGGAGGUCUGCUCAGCUUAGCUCUAUAUCAGAUUUUAAUCUAGAUAUUGGGACCUUAUUUUAAGCCAGUGGCAUAUUGAUAUCACAUUUUGAAGAUUUUGACAUUAAUCUACUCCACUAACCAACAUACUCUGUCUACACACUUUAUUGAACUUAAAUUUGCUUCUAGAUUUUUCAACCCUGUGUUGGUAAUUCAUACUUUGGUAAUAUUUUUACGGGUUUUCAUUUUUGAGAUGUUAUUUUCCUGUUGCCAUAUAUUGAUCUUGUUUCUGUCAAUAUGAAAAUAAAUUUGCAGUCUAAGUUAUUAGAUCUUUAAAAUUUAUAUAUUUUCCUUUUACUUUUAUCACUAAUUUGCUUAUUUUAACUGUGUAACCUAAUUAAUAUACUUUAAUGUGUGUGUGUGUUUUAGUAUUAUGUCACAAAUAUGACAGUACUAUUUCCAUUUUUAGUUGUCGCAUGCUAUUGAUAUUUGUUACAGAAAUAUUAUGUAAAAAUUAUUUAAAAUGAAGUUUUAGAGUCUCAAAUGUUUAGGAUUUAUUAAAAUCAAAAAACCAGAACCAUUUAAACCAUUUCUUGGUGUAUAAUUAUUGUGUAGGACAGCUAUUUUAUGUAGUUGCAGAUGUUUAUAAUUCUGGAUUUUACUUCAGAUUGAUUUUGAUUAAGGAUGGCAUUACUGCUCAUCCUCAUGAUAUUUUUUCUGUGUAAUGUUUAGUAUUUAAACAUCGUGUUGGGUCAAACCGCUCCACGUAAGGAGGAUUUGUAUAUGUUUGCUAACUAAACUAAAUGAUUAUAGAUUGUUUUAGUUAGUGAAUUAUGACAUCUAGUUACAAUGUGUAUGGUAUUACACUGUGAUAAAACUGCUAAUAAUUUGAAUUGAAUCAUUUGUUAUUAAUUUUAAGGCUUAUGUGACCAGAAUCAUUAUUAAUUAUUUUUUGCAUCCAGUUAGUUAAUGUAAAACUAAAAAAGUUUGAGCAUUUUUUACAGAUAGAGCGUGAAUGUUGAUCUUUCAAAAAAAUAUAUUGCUGUAAAUUUUACUUAGUCUAAUAUUGUAUUUUUUAAGCUCUCCUGUAUUUGGAGCAAGACCAAAACUUCUUUAUUUUCCACUGUGUAUCUCAAGAAAUGGAUAUAAAUCGUAUGUUUUCUAAUGUUACUAUAUUCAUAAGAUUACACAGUAAUUAAUUCUAUUUUACUUAGAAGUUUAAAAAAGCUUUUUUUUUUAAAUGUUAGCAUAUAUAUAUUAUGUGUUAGAGUUUUAUUGACAGAUAAUUUUCUGAAAAUUGAGUAUAGGCCAUUUACAAAUAAGUGUGUAAUGCAUGUAUUAGGGCAUGGAUUGUCAUUCUUUUACACUUCAAGGUCCACGUAGUUAUUUGAUGCAGUUGUAAAGGUCCACAUAUGCAGUUGAUGAUUCGUUGGUUUAGAGCAGUUACAGUUGUCCUGGCUUGCUAUGGCCCAUAACUGCAUGUAUCUCAGCCCACCUGUUGAGAAUCAGUGUAGUUGGGCACUUUAAGUUGUAUGUUUCUUCUUUGGAUCAUUCCCAGUUUAUAAAUAUCUUUUUAAUGCAUUUUUUACAUAUUCUCUCUUAUAUAUAUUCACUUUAUAUUGUUAAUAUAAAACUAUAUUUUUUGUUAGAGUUUUACAUUUAAGAAAUAGUGCUCACUUACAUGUUUGAGUUUGCAGAAUUGAUUUUCAUGUUAAUAAUACCUCCUCUUAGUGUGCAUUGUAAAGCUUAGAAUUUGUAAGUGGUGAAAAUUGGACGAUUUAAUGUAGCCAUUAACUAAAUGUAUGAAGUCCAGCUAUUUUAAUGUGCCUUCAGUGCAUAGGGAACCAAAAGUUAUAAAUAUUAACUGUGGACAAUGUAUUGCCUGUUUGAUAUGUAGUAUGUCAUCAAAACUGAUUUAUGAGUAUAUUAUAGUGAUAUGUUGAACAAAAAAAUGUAAUAUUCUUUCAUUAGUAACUUAUAGAUUUUGUUUUCAUAUAGUAGUAGACACCUAGAGCUUGAAGAAAAGUUAUUUUGUUAGUAUGUAACAAAAUGAAAGCUGUCUGUUAUAUUACUAUGGAUAUGAGCAUUAAAGUUGCAUAUAACAGUUGUGUCCAUAACAAUAUUAAUUCAAGCAGAAAUGUAAUUAUUUAUGAGCUAAAGAAUGUAUGUAACUCGUGUGUUACAAUAAAAAAUUUACAGCAAUUUC
Messenger RNA from Limulus polyphemus (Atlantic horseshoe crab), 7280 nucleotides. Its product is annotated as glycogenin-1-like. Gene Ontology annotation, molecular function: glycosyltransferase activity. The record is from RefSeq and is a predicted model, not a curated record. Lineage: Eukaryota; Metazoa; Arthropoda; Merostomata; Xiphosura; Limulidae. Bases 108 to 1112 code for a protein of 334 amino acids. The transcript has 7 exons. Gene Ontology annotation, cellular component: cytoplasm.